UAGCCCUAAACUUUGCUGGUGGUUGGAGAAGUUGCUCUUGUAGCCAUCAGCCUAUGCUGAGGUCAACAGUCGAGCUGCGCCACCUUCCACCUGGCUACGUAAAAAUUUAAGCGCAGUUCUAGCUGCUCGCCUCGCUCAUCUGUGACACCCACUCAGCUUGAGUCUUUUCCUGUCAGCAUGGAGGAUUCAUCAGAGCAGUCCCACUGGGUGUCUCCAGCUCUGCUCAGCUCAGAUCCGCUCGCUGGUUUCUCCUCUGAGUCCAGCCUGCUGCCUUCAGUAGAGGAAGGUGAGGCCUUUUUCUCCAGCCAGGACACAGGACUAACCGGCCUGCCUUCUUUCUUCUCGAACCCAAGCCACAGCCGAGCACCAUCCACCUACAGGCACAGCUCGGUUCGACAGGUGUUCACCUCACCGAGCCUCCUCAGUAACCUUCAGCUGCUGGACGGGCCUCCCAGUCACUCCCUGAGCUCACCCUACAACCCCCCAGUCUCCACCUGGAGCGGCAGUCCUCUCAACAAGACCCCGCUGCACUCACACACCCCAACUUCCCUCUACACCCCGGGAGUCACCUCCUCCUUCACCACGUCCAGAGAUGGAUACUCCUCUCCAGGCAGAGAGGGCAGGGAGAGCCCCCGGCUUCAGGAGGCCCUAAAGGCCGAGCGCCUGAGCCCUCUGGGAGUGUCGGGGGCAAGCGGCAGCUUUCUGAACCUGACUCCUGCCGCUGGGAGUGUAUACACACCAUCAUCCCACUCCCACCCACACAUGCUGAGCCCCUACAGCUCAUACAUGAGCGGUCCGCAGGAGUACAGCUCUGCUGCGCUGUACUCCAGCCCCGGUGCUUGGAUCAGUCCCUCAUACUCUCCAAAACUUCGCAACAAGAUGAGGAUAUCCACUCCAGAGGCCAGAGAGUGUGUCAACUGUGGAGCCACAGCUACCCCUUUGUGGCGUCGAGAUGGGACAGGCCACUACCUGUGUAAUGCCUGUGGACUGUACCAUAAGAUGAAUGGCCAAAACAGACCUCUAAUCCGACCCAAGAAAAGACUUAUUGUCAGCAAGCGGGCAGGCACAAUGUGUGCCAACUGUCACACAAGCACAACAACCCUGUGGAGACGCAAUGCCAACGGAGAGCCUGUGUGUAACGCCUGUGGACUCUAUUUUAAGCUGCACAAUGUCAAUCGGCCCCUCACCAUGAAGAAGGACGGCAUUCAAACGCGCAACAGAAAAGUCUCCAACAAGAACAAGAAGAGCAAGAAGGCGGCCAUGUUGGAGCAGUACUCAGAGGUGACGCCAUCCUCUCUGGAUGACAACGGUGGACCCUUUUCCCUCGGCCCCGGGACUCUCCUGACCUACAGCCAUGCCCCACACCUCAUCCCAGCGCCCUCCCCUCUGCACCCCUCUGCUUCCUUACCUUAUACACACCACCUAAACACUGGUAUGGUGCCCACACUCGUGUGAGAUGACAAAACGGGCACCUUCAUAUAUGCACCUGCUUGUUUGCCUCUCGUUUGUGUGGAUUUGUACAUAUAUGUUUCUAGCCUGGAUGUGAAAGGAGUUUUUUGGUUUAUUUUCACUGUAUUUUAUGAGAAAACAACAUUUUGUAGAUACAUAUCUCAGUCAGGCCCCGGUGUGAAGUCAGAUAAAAUCAUACUGCUGGGGUUGCUGCAGAUGCUGCACACUGAUAUGGAAAUUCUUUCAGCUGUAAAUACAAACACAAAUCUGAUUUGAAAAACCAUAUUUGUUCCUCUUUUAUUGUUCGUAAUGUGAAAUUAUAGCUUUGGUGUUGUGUUGUAUGGGUCUGUUUUGUAUUUGCAUAAUUGAUAUUAAAAUAUUGAACUCUGCAGAGAAAAUAAUAAAAGUGUGACU
Lates calcarifer (barramundi perch) is the source of this 1863-nucleotide messenger RNA. It is a transcript of the gene gata1a, whose product is annotated as GATA binding protein 1a. Gene Ontology annotation, cellular component: nucleus. Lineage: Eukaryota; Metazoa; Chordata; Actinopteri; Centropomidae. Gene Ontology annotation, molecular function: DNA-binding transcription factor activity, RNA polymerase II-specific; zinc ion binding; RNA polymerase II cis-regulatory region sequence-specific DNA binding. The record is from RefSeq and is a predicted model, not a curated record. Gene Ontology annotation, biological process: positive regulation of transcription by RNA polymerase II; cell fate commitment; negative regulation of transcription by RNA polymerase II.